CAGGGAUGAGGUAACCUAGGAAAGGCUCACUCUGCAGACACGUCACUGCCCCACAGCUUCCUCUUCCCUGGCAGGACUGGGAGAUGCACCGGGCUCCACACACCUGGGGGUCAGGUGCUGCGCAUGCGCGUCCGUCCUGCACGGCGCUGCGCUCCAUAGGGUCUUUGCACUAGUUUAUUCCAGGCCUGUUCCCGUCACACGCCCGUUCUCCAGCAUGCACCGUGUAAACGCACCCCGGAAAGGCUCCCAGCGUCCAGCAGGCUAGUGGGCGUGGCUGGGCUCCUCGUCACGUAGGGGCGGGGUUUGGAGAGGCCGCCUGCUGCGCGCUCCUGGGGUGACAGGUCGUGAGUGUGUGGGAACGCGGAGAGGACGGCGCCGCCCGGGACUGGGAUAUCGGACUCUGGGACUACUGCGGGCUCACCCGGCAGCGACUACACAGUAGGUGGCCCAGCGUCCUGAUCUAACCAUCAUGGUAACAGAACUCCCCGACGUGUGCGCCAUCAUCGGACAAUGGAUGUGACCUUACCUAGCGUAAGAAAUAACCUCACUACAACUUGUUUGGACUACGUGCACGUCACAUAACUUUUUAAUUUUUUUGGGCCACCAGUGUUUUUGUCACUAGAGGAAGUACAGCCUUACGAAGCGGGUCCAGGUCCUGUUAAGCUGGUUUUGUGCUAGUUCGAUCUGCAGAGAACUCGCCUCUGAGCUCUUUCUUUCUUCUUGUUUGUUUGGCGGGAGUACACCACCGGAGACGGUAACAUAAACUACCAAGGACGAAGCUCUAGAAAAUGUUGAUGGACUGGUUCUGAAAUAUAUUUGUGCAAUUGUGAAGCGGAGGUGACGGGAUGGCUUCCAAGGAGAGACUGUGUGAGCUGUGGAUGCUGUAUUGCAGCAAGAAAGACCCGGUCUAUCUGCGGCUGUGGUUGGACAGUUUUGUUUCUAAUUCUGAACAAUUCCUUGAUGUUGACUUUGAUGAGUUGCCAACCAGAAUUGAUGAUGAACCCCCAGGAUUAUCUAUGCUUGAAGACCACAUCUUACAAGUGCUUAGGCUCCAGCUGCUGUACUGUGUGCAGAAGACAGCGGAUGGCCUGGAGGAGGAACAGCAGGCCCUGUCACUUCUACUUGUGAAAUUCUUCAUUAUAAUUUGCAGAAACCUGUCCAACGUGGAGGAGAUCGGGUGCUGCUCGUACAUCAACCUGUCAUUACCAAUGACAACACUCUAUGUCCAGCAGCUUAAAAGUAAAACAAAAGAGAAAGAAGUCACAGACCAAGCCCCUAUAGAAGAAUUUGUAAGACAUGCCCUGGUGUUUUGUGAAAGCCUGUAUGACCCGUAUCGGAACUGGCGGUAUAUUGUGUCGGGUCGAACCAUCAGUCCUGUGGAAAAGAGCAGGCAGAAAUACAAAGCAGCUCCUCUAACAGUAGAAUUCAUUCCCUUCUUUUACCAAUGUUUCCAAGAAAGUGAACAUCUCAAAGAAAGUUUAAAGUGUUGCUUAUUACAUCUGUUUGGAGCUGUUUUAUCUGGUGGGCAAAAAAAUGCUCUUCUGGUCAUUUCUCCUGCCACCAUGGAGGUCCUAAUGCGUGUAUUAGCAGACUGUGACACAUGGGAUGAACGUGACCCAGAGGAAGUGAGUCGUAAAGCAGAGCUGACCCUGAAGUGUCUGACGGAGGUUGUGCACACCCUGUUGAUCAGUAGUUCUGACCAGCGGCAAGUGGAAAUCAGCACUGUUUUAGAGAAUUACUUCAAGCUACUCAACUCUGACCACUCGGCAUUACCGGGAUUGAGGAGAACCAGGCAGUGGGAGAGCAGGUUCAUCACCCUGCAAAUAAAAAUGCUAGAUUGUAUGACUGCAAUGUUAAACUGCAAGGACAGGCCGGUGCUGCAAGCAAUAUUCCUAAACAGCAACUGCUUUGAGCACCUCAUCAGACUGCUUCAGAACUGCAGGCUCUUGUUAAGCGCUAACACUAGAGGGGCAGACAAGAGUGAAAAAGACCUUGCCAACAAAUUACUGACAGAAAUGAAUGAAAAUCAGGUUUUUCAAGAGCAGUUAGACACUUUGGUUGUCUGUACUAUUAAAGCACUUACAGCUGUGAAACAUAAAUCUCCCGGAGCAAAGGAAGUGUUUAAGGAAAGAAUUGGCUACAUUCACUUGCUUGAGGUGUUGAAAUCUCUAGGCCAACCAUCAAAGAUGUUACUUGAAGAACUUCUUAACAUGGCUGUAGAGGGAGAGCAUGCCGCAGUUGGGAUUUAUGGCAUAAGCAAUGUCCAACCCCUGCUCCUGCUUAUACAGUGGUUGCCGGAAAUAGUGUCCCAUGAUCUCCAAAUCUUUAUCUCUGACUGGCUGAAGCGAAUCUGCUGCAUCAACAAGCAAAGCCGUACAAUGUGUGUCAAUGCUAGCAUGGUCACCCGGAUCAUAGAUACUCUGAAUUCUCAUUACUCUCUACAUCGAGUCUGUGCAGAAAACUUGAUCAGUCUGUUAGGCUCAUUAGGCAGCCAGUCAAUGGGCUCGGAAGAGCUGUUUCAUCUUAUUGGCCUGCUGCGGAUGGAUGAACCCAAAAAGAGCCAUCCGUAUGUUGUCCCUGUGACCAGAGCGAUGCUCACCAUUGCCCGUAAGCAGGGGUUAGAGAGUGCCUUGCAGUACUUCAACCUGUCCCACAGCUCGUCAGGAAUCGCCUUGCCUACAAUUCAGAAAUGGCCUGGCUCGGCAUUUACAUUUUAUGCCUGGUUUUGUCUUGACCAAGAUCAGUCCUCCUAUGGCUUUUCAAGCGGUGGCUCAAAAAGAAAACAGCUAUAUAGCUUUUUUACAAGCAGCGGCACAGGAUUUGAAGCUUUCAUCACCUCCUCUGGUUUUCUUGUCGUGGCAGUGUGCACCAAGAAAGAGUACACUGCCGUUAUGUUGCCAGAUCACUGCUUCUGUGAUUCAUUGUGGCACAGCAUUGCGAUUGUCCAUGUACCUACAAAAAGGUCCUUUUUUGGACAAAGCAAUAUCCACAUUUAUGUUAAUGGACAGCAGAAAAUCUCUUCACCCCUGAAGUUUCCCACUAUGAGUGAACCUUUUACUUCAUGUUGCAUUGGAUCUGCUGGGCAAAAGACCAAUACUCCACCCCCAUCACAGAUAGCAGACCCACCAGUCUCUCCUCCAAGUAAUACCAGCAGGUCAUCACUGGGAAGCAUUCUGUCAUCACCAUCAAGAAGUGGGUUACAAGGAAAGACAGAUUCUGUCAAACUCAUUUCCGCUGGAACUCAAGAUAGUGAAUGGGGGUCUCCAACAUCACUUGAAGGACAACUUGGAUCUGUUCUCAUCUUCCAUGAUGCAUUGCAAGCAAAUCAAAUUAAGGCUCUGUACUUGGCUGGUCCUAACAGCUUGAGCCCCUGGAAAUCACAGGACACAGAACUAACAGACUUACCCAGCAAACUACUCGUUUAUUAUACCCCGAAGGCUUGUGGGAAUCACAUCUGCCUUGAUUUAUCACCCAACCUAUUUCAUGGACGAUUGACUGGGAACAAAGUUGUUAACUGGGACAUUAAGGACAUGAUCAACUGCAUUGGUGGGCUGAAUACAUUGUUUCCACUACUGGAGCAGAUCAGCUGUUUAAAUGAGUUUGCCGGUGACAAAUCGGAGAGUAUCAGUCUUCCCCCCGAACUGUUGACCCCUACUGAAGGAGAUUUUGUGGUUGUGUCUUCCACGAAAGCUUCAGAAGCUCGUCUGGAAAAAAAUAUUGUAGCUACUUUUGUUUUGCUGAUUAAGCACUUUAUUCAGAGACAUCCAAUCAAUCAGGAAAAUCUGAUGCAUUCCCAUGGAGUUACAACAUUAGGGGCACUGCUGCAGAAGGUCCCAGGCCAUUUCAUGGAUGUGAAUGUUCUGAUGGCUGUCCAGCUCCUGAUCGAGCAGGUGUCUGUGGAGAAGGACACUGCUUUGCUGCAGCAUAUGUACCAAUAUCUGCUGUUUGAUUUCCGGAUCUGGAAUCGUGGAGACUUUCCUUUUCAAAUAGGACACAUACAAUAUUUGUCAACCAUCAUCAAAGAUAGCAGAAAACUCUUCCGCAAAAAGUAUGGUGUUCAGUUUUUGUUGGAUACAAUCCGAAUAUAUUACAGUAAGGAGAACUCCUUGUCCUAUGAGGAUUUGACCUCAAUAAGAGUCUCUCUAUUUGGACUCCUCAAAUACUUUCUCAGCAAAGCUGGCACACAGGAGGAGAUUCAGAGUGUCAUGGGUUACAUUGCAGCGACCAGUGAUGAAGAACAGCUAUGUGGAAUAUUGGGUGUUAUACACAACCUCCUGAAUACCACACCUUCUCAAGACCAGCUCUUUCUGCUACUUUUUGAGCCAGGCAGUGCUGAUAUUCUGUAUGCAUUGCUGCUGAAUCAGAGGUAUUCUGACCGACUGAAAGAUCUUGUAUUCAAGAUAUUACAACUGAUGUUGAAUUGUAAUAAAGUUUAUGAAAAAAGCAAACUGCGAAUUCGACUGAGAGAAGUGGGAUACUCUGGUCUUGGUUUGCUGGUGAAUGAUGCCCCUGUCAGUAUGUUACUCAUAAAAGGACUUCUCAAUCAAGUGCUUAGAGCAGAUCCAGUUAUAAACUACAGAGACCUUCUGGCAGUGGUACACAUGUCUUACAAGUCUGAUCUCAUGGUACGAGUCGCCAUCUGCAGGAAGGUUCUUCAAAUCCUGCAGUUCCACCCAGAUGCAGCGUCACAGAUUGCUCAGCAAGUUGGCUGGCAGGAUACUUUUGUACGGUUCUUUCUAAAGGAAAACUCAGAAUUUAAGAACAACACUAAAGUCAAUUGCCAAGAUACUGUUAAAGAAGAGGAUAAAAGUGCCAGGGCCGAGGAGUCACACAGAAGUCAUUUUAGGAAGGUGGCCAUGGAUAAAGCAGACAUUUCAAAUAAUGGUACAUGUAACAACUGGUGUCCUGAAGAAGUGAAGUCUCUAAAUUCAAGCCUCCAGUCUACAAGCACACUCCUGGAUGAAGAUGGACCCUCUUUUAGUGAAGCUCAGCUUCAAGUAGAGGACCCAGAAGUCUGGCCUGGUGACCCCUCAUAUCUCACUUUAGAACUGGCUAAUUUUGAAUUAGGAGAUGCGGGAAAUCAAACACCGGGAAGUUUAACCAGCACACCUUCACCGGUAGAAUCCGCUAAGUCCUUUAACAUGGAUCGUCUUGAUAAAGAGUCUAACUGCUCAAAUAAUGUACUCUUUAGGGAUGAUCUCUCCCUUAGUGUGAAUUUAGAAAGCAGAGAGGACUGUGAAGAGGAGCUGGUGCAGCUGCUGACAGACAUACUGCUGUGUCUUAUGUGGAAAGGCCUGGACAAGUCGGAUAAUGUUACCUGGAUCGAAAGAGGACAAGUAUUCUCUGCACUAACCAGCCUUGAGAUGGCUAAUGAAUUGCUGCGACCAUCAGAUGUAAUUAAACUGAACUUGUUGGAGAAAAUGCCAGAAUGGGCUGUAACCGAAAACAGAGAUCCGAAGACCCAGGUCAAUGCCGAAAAUGCAAACAGAUUAUUACACAUUGUACAGGAUUUUCUACAAGCUGAAGGUCGGGUUAAUCCCUCGCUCUGGACAGAAAAGCUACUAGAGGAGAUCGUCACCCUGAUGGACAGCCUGUCGGUGUGGUACCCAGCUGGUCUUGAAUCUGAGACCCUUUCUCAAGUAGAGUUCCGACUUCUGCUCGGCUUCAUUGGACAGGACAAUCUGCAGGUGUGUGCCAUGGCCACUGCAAAACUGAAUACUUUGUUGCAAACAAAAGUGAUUGAAAAGCAAGAAGAGGCAUGUUUUCUUCUCGGGAAACUGGAAGGGAUCCUCAGCAAAUCUAUUCAGGAGAAGUCUGAAACCUACUCCUUUCUUGUUCCCAUUGUGAGGACUCUGGUUUCCAAAAUAUAUGAACUGCUCUUCAUGAACCUCCAUUUACCGUCCCUUCCGAUUACUAAUGGGAGCCCUUCCUUGUUUGAAGACUUCCAGGAGUAUUGCAAGUCUGAAGAAUGGAGGAUCUUCAUCGACAAAUUUAUUAUAUCUUAUAUGAAGCAGUACGAGGCGGUCACAUUUAGCAAGAGCCAUGAGCAGAUGGCUUUGUAUUGGAAAGAAUGCCAUGAGGCACACAUGAUGAGUAUGCACAAGCGUGAGCGCGAGCGGGGCGAAAGCAAGCUGAAAUUUCAGGAAUUUUUUUUGGAGCCAUUUAAUAGAAAAGCACGUCAGGAGAACUUGCGUUAUAAUAGUAUGCUGAAGCAAAUCAACAGCCAGCACACUGCCACUUUAAGGCAGUGGAAAGCAGCGCAAAGAUACCUCACCUGUGAACGUGGACCUUGGGCUGACAGGAAAAAGAACUGGGAAUACUGGAAGCUCUCCAAUGUAGAGAACUACUCACGUAUGAGGCUCAAACUGGUGCAGAAUAGCAAUUUUGACCCCCAUUUAGAGGCCAGUAAUUUGCGUGAUAACUUGGGUGUCCAACAGGCAGAACUGUCUAGUGAGUCACUACUGUUGGAAGCUGUAAAGCAAGUUAAAGUUAGUGACCUAGAAGAUGAUGGACUUGAGCUGCCUGAAGAGGACAGUACAGUCACAAUAGGUGAAAAAGAAGAACAGAGCCAGAAGGAGAAAACCGUUCUAUCUGAGGACUGCGAACUCAUCACUGUAAUGGAUGUUAUUUCUGGCCGCUUAGAAGUUACCACUCAGCAUAUUUAUUUCUUUGAUGGCAGCACUGAAAAAGAAGAAGGUGUGGGGUAUGACUUCAAGUGGCUGCUUUCUCAAAUAAGAGAGAUUCAUUUACGUCGGUACAACCUGAGGAGAUCGGCUUUGGAAAUAUUUCUAGUUGAUCAAACCAACUACUUUCUGAAUUUCAAAAAGGAGGUCAGAAAUAAAGUAUACAGCCGCAUUCUUUCUCUCCGUCUUCCAAAUUUAUAUGGAACUCGGUCACCACAGGAAUUAUUGAAAGCAUCAGGCCUUACCCAAAAAUGGGUAAAUAGGGAGAUUUCGAAUUUUGACUACCUCAUUCAGCUGAAUACAAUAGCUGGGAGAACAUACAAUGAUCUUGCCCAGUACCCAGUGUUUCCAUGGGUCCUUCAAGAUUACACAUCAGAAGAGCUGGACUUGAACAACCCAGCUGUCUUUAGGGACCUAUCCAAGCCCAUUGGGGUGGUGAAUGAAAAGAAUGCUGCUUCUGUGCGGGAAAAGUAUGAAAACUUUGAAGAUCCUUCUGGAAAGAUUGACAGUUUCCACUAUGGUACACACUACUCCAAUGCUGCUGGUGUGAUGCAUUAUCUCAUUCGUGUGGAACCAUUCACUACCCUCCACAUUCAGCUUCAGAGUGGAAGGUUUGACUGUGCCGAUCGACAGUUUCAUUCCAUUCCAGCCACUUGGCAAGCUCUUGUGGAUAAUCCAAAUGAUGUGAAGGAACUAAUUCCAGAGUUCUUCUAUUUCCCAGAAUUUCUUGAAAACAAAAAUGCGUUUGAUUUGGGAAAGUUGCAAAUUUCUAAAGAAAGAGUAAACAAUGUUAUUCUACCAAAAUGGGCCAAAAGUCCUGAAGAUUUCAUCAGAAAGCACGGGAUGGCCUUGGAGUCAGAAUAUGUUUCUGCCCAUCUUCACGAGUGGAUAGACUUGAUCUUUGGCUAUAAGCAGAGAGGACCAGCAGCUGUGGAGGCGCUCAAUGUGUUCUAUUACUGUAGCUAUGAAGGUGCUGUGGACCUGGAUGCAAUUGCAGAUGAGAAAGAGAGGAAAGCGAUAGAAGGAAUGAUCAACAAUUUUGGACAAACACCAUGUCAGCUGCUGAAGGAACCUCAUCCAACUCGGCUAUCUGCAGAGGAAGCUUUGCUGAAACAGACCAAACUAGACAAUGGAACACUGAAUUUGUUCCAAAACCUCACAGAACUGAAAUCAUUCUUUAUAAAGGGUAUUAGUGAUGAAAUUCCUGUGGUUAAAGCCAUUGUCCCAAAAAGUCAGUUACGUUCCUUUAUAUCUCAAGGGAGCCCAGAAACACUGGUAACAAUAGGUCAGAGCCUAAUUAUUGGAACCCAUGGAUGGCUACCAUAUGACAAGAACAUUUCAAAUUAUUUCACCUUUACUAAGGACCAAACUGUAUCUAAUCAAAAGACUCAGAGGGUGGUGUCUGGUCCAUUUGCUCCUGGUCUUGAGGUAACUUCAAAACUGUUUGUGGUGUCCCAUGAUGGGAAAGUGUUGUUCAGUGGGGGUCACUGGGAUAACAGCAUCCGGGUAACUUCAUUGGCUAAAGGCAAAGUGAUAGGACAACACAUCCGGCAUAUGGACAUUGUGACCUGCCUAGCCACAGAUUACUGCUGUAUGAAUCUUAUUUCUGGCUCUCGGGACAGAACGUGCAUGAUCUGGCAGAUCUCACAACAGGGUGGUGUUUCUGGCGACCUGUCUGCUAAGCCUAUACAGAUCCUGUAUGGACACACGGAUGAAAUAACUAGUGUUGGCAUCAGCACUGAGCUGGACAUGGCUGUUUCUGGAUCCAGAGAUGGGACAGUAAUUAUUCACACAAUCCGAAGAGGACAAUACAUGAGGACCUUGAAGCCACCAACUGAAAGUUCACUUGUCAUGACUAUUCCCAAUUUAGCAGUCUCCUGGGAUGGACAUAUUGUCAUACAUAGCAGUCUGGAGGGGAAAGGAACCCUAAAAAACAAGAAUGCCUUGCAUCUGUAUAGUGUGAAUGGAAAAUACCUGGGCUCUGAGGGCCUGAAGGAGCAAAUAUUGGACAUGUGCGUCAGCGGAGAAUACAUUGUGAUUGGGAGCCGUCAGGGACAUCUUUCUAUACGUGAUCUGUACAGUUUGAGUCUCAGUGUUUCACCUUUGAGUAUGCGGGUUCCAAUUCAUUGUGUCUCUGUGACCAAGGAAAACAGUCACAUUCUGGUGGGUCUAGAAGACGGCAAACUCAUCAUUGUUGGUGUUGGCAAGCCAGCAGAGGCCAAAUCAGGUCAAAUUUCCAGGAAGCUUUUUGGAUCAAGCAGGAGACUCAGCCAGAUCUCCUCUGGAGAGACUGAAUAUAACACACAAGAUUCCUAGUGUGAGAACACAGUUAUGUGAGGAGCUCAUAAUCUAAAGCCUUGUCAGAGUGUUACGAGGAUAACUGUCAAUGAAGGCUACACACUACAGUUGUGGUGGAUCUGAGAGGAUAUACACACAAGUGCAUUUUUCUUUGCCUCAUAUUGCUGCUUAACUGUUCAGCCGCCAGGUCGGCUCCUGCCUUCAGGCCAAAAGGUUAUUUAUGUAUGAACUCCAGACGUAGACCUCUCUAAGUCCAUCUCCUCCCUUGAUUGCACUACUUUUUGUCUCUUUAUGUUGUUCAAAAUUUUAUCGUAUUUGGGCUUUCUAGCACUACUGGGAGUAUCACGACAUUCCUCCUUUAAGUAAGAAAAGUACUCUACUUUAGUCUUUUAUGACUUGUUCACGGUAUGGUUGAUCCAUGGAGGGAUGUUUCCAAGCAAAGUUUUAGUCUAAAGUAACUAGACAGUAAA
Molecule: messenger RNA, 9451 nt
Organism: Bufo bufo (common toad)
Lineage: Eukaryota; Metazoa; Chordata; Amphibia; Anura; Bufonidae
Gene: NBEAL1
Product: neurobeachin like 1
Exons: 56
Coding region: 846-8999 (2717 amino acids)
Biological process (GO): intracellular protein localization
Cellular component (GO): membrane; cytosol
Molecular function (GO): protein kinase binding
Source: RefSeq, a predicted model, not a curated record